Molecule: messenger RNA, 289 nt
Organism: Nezara viridula (southern green stink bug)
Lineage: Eukaryota; Metazoa; Arthropoda; Insecta; Hemiptera; Pentatomidae
Source: the annotation of a GenBank genome assembly
CUUUUACCACAAAAAAAAGGAGCUGCACAAAACUGAAGAAGGAGAAGAAGAAGAGGUUAUAACUGCCCAAGGAAGCGAAGGAAACGAAAUUGCAACCACAGUAAAUAAUGAUAUCCCAAAAACUAAAAUUAUGGUGUACAAUGGCGGCAAAGUACGCCAGAUGGUACACAAUAUCGAAAAAAAGAAUUAAAACAUAUUACUUUCCAAAGGAAGGUGCAUACCGUAUGGUAUAUGUAUAUAUUGUAAAUAAUGUAAAUAUGAAAGCCUAAAAAAUUAAGAAUAUCAUAUA